This is a messenger RNA of Phacochoerus africanus (Common warthog), 2453 nucleotides long. It is a transcript of the gene TMX1, whose product is annotated as thioredoxin related transmembrane protein 1. Bases 108 to 944 code for a protein of 278 amino acids. The transcript is spliced from 8 exons. The record is from RefSeq and is a predicted model, not a curated record. Lineage: Eukaryota; Metazoa; Chordata; Mammalia; Artiodactyla; Suidae.
GCCGCGCUCAUGCGCACGAGCAGAUGAGCUCGCGCGGACGGAAGUGAGGAGAGGUUACGCGGAGGUGGGGGCCGCAGCGCUUGCUGUGGGGAGGGCGAGCGGCGGACAUGGCGCCCUCCGAGAGUCCUAGGGUCCCCUUGGCGGUGUUGCUGCUGUUGCUGUGGGAGGCUCCCUGGACCCACGGGCGGCGGAGCGACGUGCGCAUCAUCACCGACGAGAACUGGAGAGAGUUGCUGGAAGGAGAGUGGAUGAUAGAAUUUUAUGCUCCAUGGUGUCCUGCUUGUCAGAACCUUCAACCAGAAUGGGAAAGUUUUGCUGAAUGGGGAGAAGAUCUCGAGGUUAAUGUUGCAAAAGUAGAUGUCACAGAGCAGCCAGGACUAAGUGGACGAUUUAUCAUAACUGCUCUUCCUACUAUUUAUCAUUGUAAAGACGGUGAAUUUAGGCGCUAUCAAGGCCCGAGGACUAAGAAGGACUUCAUAAACUUUAUAAGUGAAAAAGAGUGGAAGAGUAUUGAACCCAUUUCCUCAUGGUUUGGUCCAGGUUCUAUUUUGAUGAGUAGUAUGUCAGCACUCUUUCAGCUAUCUAUGUGCAUCAGGACUUGCCAUAACUAUUUUAUUGAAGAUCUUGGAUUACCGGUCUGGGGAUCAUAUACAGUGUUUGCUUUAGCAACUCUGCUUUCGGGACUCUUAUUAGGACUCUGCAUGAUAUUUGUGGCAGAUUGCCUUUGUCCUUCAAAAAGGCGUAGACCACAGCCAUAUCCUACCAAAAAAUUAUUACCAGAAUCUUCUCAACCUUUGAAAAAAGUGGAGGAGGAACAAGAGGCUGAUGAAGAAGAUGUUUCAGAAGAAGAAUCUGAAAGCAAAGAAGGAACAAACAAAGACUUUGCACAGAAUGCCAUAAGACAACGUUCCGUAGGUCCUUCAUUGGCCACAGAUAAAUCCUAGUUAACUUUUACAAAUAUUUUGUAUGAUUUUGACAUGAACAGAAGAUUGAUCAUUUCUUUUGGUUUGAAGUGAACUGUGACUUGCUUAUAUAUUGCAGGGUUCAGUCUAGAUUGCAUUAGAGUCAAUAGUCUACCUUCAGAAAAGUAGCAUUCUGUGAAAAAGUUUGAAAUAGGAUUUGAGAACAGCAUGGUGGUUCAAACAGCUCUUUAAUUUUUGAAAAAUCUGUGCCAAGCAAUAAGAUUUCUUUGUGUUUCUUAAUAACCUUUUCAAGUCUGAGUUGAAAAAUUAACAUUUCCAAAGUAUUGCAUUAAUGAGGUAUUUAAGGAGAUUAGAGAAAAAGAUUUCUCGUUUGUUAACAAUUUUUCUCCGUUUCACUGUGUGAAGAAAAGAGUGUAUUUCCCAUAAAUGGGAACUUUGCCCAUUGUCUCAAGGAAUGUGUAUUUCAGUGACAACUCUGUGGUUCUUUUAGAGAUAAGGUCCAAAAUUUCAUCAUACAUUUAGAUUAUUCAACUAAUAAAAACUACACUGUUUUUUCUUUAUACUUUUCUGCACAUAGCAGAGAAUAUGUUUAGGAAGUUUUUAUGAGUCCAUUGUGUUGCUUUGAUUUCUAUAAAGAUUGGUUGCUGCCUUUGUUCUGUUUUUAGUGUAUGAUUUAUAUUUUUCUUACCAUGGGUUACAUUUUUCAUUUUCCAUGUUGGAUACUCUCCUGAAAAUGUUUUUCAUGCUUUAAUAGUCCUUUUAAUUUAUUGUUUCAAACUGAACUUUACUGUGGAAUUCUUAAAAUUGAAGAGCUGUCUACUUGGCCACUUGUUUUAAGAUUUUACAUUACUCUUGCUGAACAUCUACUUGAACUUUUUUUUGGAUAUGAAGGUGAACAUUCCUAAUUUUUAUUUGAUUUUGUGGAAAAGCCUUUGGUAUUUUACGUUUUGAAAAUUCAUAGAAGCUUAAUUUGAUACAAAAGUUAACAUUCUACUCAGGAAAAAGCAUCUUGGAGUGUAUGUUUUCAAUGUAAAUUUGUCUUCACAUAGAAAGUUCUUAAUUGCUUUUACAAAGUCGGUGUAUGCUUCUUAUGUUUUUGGAAGACAAACUGUAUUCUACUAUACUUUCUAUUGUGUGGUAUUUCACAGGUUAGAAUCAGCAGGAUAGAACAUUUAAUAUAUUUUUACUCCUUAAAGAGUUAGAACAGAGCUUUUCACCUUACAGCAAAAGGUGGGGUGGGGUGAGUGUCUGGAGUGGCAAUAAAGAACUUUUUAAGCCACAAAGAGGGGAAAAACCAUCAAUAUUCAGAAUGGAUCGCCUCUCCAUUAUGAUAAUGAUUUCUGUGAUGUCCCCUCUUGUCUAGAUUCUGCUGUGUGAAUCCAUUAGAUUUACAGUAUCAUAAUGUACAAGUUGUCUUUAAAGUCUUCUUUAGAAUAUUAAAUAUUCUACCAUUGAGUUUGGUUGUGUAAUAACUUUUUGGUGCUUUAGAAGAAUAUUCUAAGCACAAAAUAAACUUUUCUAAGCACUUGA